Molecule: messenger RNA, 1098 nt
Organism: Penicillium malachiteum
Lineage: Eukaryota; Fungi; Ascomycota; Eurotiomycetes; Eurotiales; Aspergillaceae
Product: putative C6 finger domain protein
Exons: 3
Coding region: 1-1098 (365 amino acids)
Biological process (GO): regulation of DNA-templated transcription
Molecular function (GO): zinc ion binding; DNA-binding transcription factor activity, RNA polymerase II-specific
Source: RefSeq, a predicted model, not a curated record
AUGACUACUCCGACUUCACAAAGCGCUAUGGAUAGCGCAAGCAAUGCGGAUAAGAAGCGCAAUAAGCUAGGAUAUCAUCGGACAUCUGUCGCAUGUGUGCAUUGCCGACGUCGCAAGAUUCGAUGCUUGGUAGCCCCCGACGAUGCGCAAGGACGAUGCGAGAAUUGUAUUAGGUUACGAAAGGAGUGUCAAUUUUUCCCAGUCGAUCAACAACCACCAAUUGAGAAGAAAUCCCGGCCGAAUUCGCGUUUGGAAACACAACCGACGGACCAUGCGACGCCUCCAAUUUCCUCGUCCCCGACGAAUAUGAACCAAGACUCCGUCGAUGCCUUUUAUCCAUACCCGCAAAUUCCGUUGAAUGCAUCCUCUGCGCAGGAUAUGUCAGGUUUUACUCCUGUGGCUUUUGCUGGUCAGCCCAUGUCAGGCUUUGCACCGGAUCGACCAAUGGGCCCUGGAGAAUUCUCACCAAACCCCACAAUGGAAACAGGGGUCCCAUGGGAUGAAUAUACAACCAUAUCGGAUCCCCAAAUGUUAGCUUCCAUGGCUGCUAAUAAGGGCCAGAUGAUGAACUACCCGCCAAAUGUCUGGACUCCCGGAUCUGUACCCUCAGGAUUAUCACCUAGUUCACCCAUGUCUGGAGCCUCGCAGAUGUCUGGCCAAACACAGCCUAUGAACACUCCCUCUUACACCAUACAACCCGAUGGAAGCGUCUGGCAAGUCGCACCACCACCACAGCCAUCCAGAGCCAUGAGUUACCCUGGACAGGAUAUGAGCUCUAAUUACUCACAACCUCAAUUCCAACAAAUGCCCCCGGACUUGAAGAGAAGAAUGACCACUCCUGCCCAGUCUCUGUCUGCUCCUAAUGUCGGAGUACACACCUCUCCUGCAUCUGCUCCUGACAUGCAAACCCCACCCGGCUCUAUACCCUACCCAACUCAAGCUGGAAUGGGCUUCACACAGUGGCCGAUGAACGUCAUGCCGCCUGGUAUGGGCGUGGUUCAAUAUCCCAUGUAUGCGGGCGAUGCAGUUCAACAACCUUUUACCACCAAUCAACCUCCAAUGGGACAUCCUGGAGCAUCAGGCCACUCGGGUCCUUGA